ACCUCAUGGACCUCAUAGGGGAAGACAGAAAGUGGAUGAUGGGGAGGAAGCUCAUGCAGGUGAAUGACACUCUGACUUCCGAAGAUGCUGGACUCCGGAACGGCAAGAACUGCACCGAACCAGCCCUGCAUGAAUUCCCCAAUGACAUCUUCACCAACGAGGAUAGAAGACAAGGCGCGGUGGUCCUCCAUGUGCUCUGUGCCAUAUACAUGUUCUAUGCGCUGGCCAUUGUGUGUGAUGACUUCUUCGUCCCUUCCUUGGAAAAGAUCUGUGAGCGCCUGCACCUCAGUGAAGAUGUGGCUGGGGCCACAUUCAUGGCGGCGGGCAGUUCAGCCCCAGAGCUGUUCACAUCGGUCAUAGGGGUCUUCAUCACCAAAGGCGACGUGGGAGUUGGCACCAUCGUGGGCUCAGCGGUAUUCAACAUCCUGUGCAUCAUUGGUGUCUGUGGACUCUUUGCUGGGCAGGUUGUAGCUCUUUCCUCCUGGUGCCUGCUGAGGGAUUCAAUUUACUACACGCUGUCUGUGAUCGCGCUCAUCGUGUUCAUUUAUGAUGAAAAAGUUUCCUGGUGGGAGUCUUUAGUCCUUGUGCUGAUGUAUCUUAUCUACAUUGUCAUCAUGAAAUAUAACGCUUGCAUACAUCAGUGCUUUGAGAGGAGGACAAAAGGUGCCGGGAACAUGGUCAACGGAUUGGCCAACAAUGCUGAAAUUGAUGACAGCAGCAACUGCGACGCAACUGUGGUGCUACUUAAGAAAGCAAAUUUCCACCGCAAAGCAUCAGUGAUCAUGGUGGACGAGCUGCUGUCGGCCUACCCACACCAGCUUUCCUUCUCUGAGGCUGGCCUUCGAAUCAUGAUCACCAGCCACUUUCCCCCCAAGACCCGGCUCUCCAUGGCCAGUCGCAUGUUGAUCAAUGAGAGACAAAGAUUGAUAAACAGCAGGGCUUAUACCAACGGGGAAUCCGAGGUGGCCAUCAAAAUCCCAAUUAAGCACACUGUGGAGAAUGGGACAGGGCCCAGCAGUGCCCCAGACAGGGGCGUGAAUGGGACACGGAGGGACGAUGUUGUGGCUGAGGCUGGCAACGAAACAGAGAAUGAAAAUGAGGACAAUGAGAAUGACGAGGAGGAAGAGGAGGACGAAGAUGAUGAUGAAGGACCAUACACGCCAUUCGACCCCCCCUCGGGUAAACUGGAAACAGUGAAAUGGGCGUUCACCUGGCCACUGAGUUUCGUCUUAUACUUCACUGUACCCAACUGCAACAAGCCGCGCUGGGAGAAAUGGUUCAUGGUGACGUUUGCUUCCUCCACGCUGUGGAUCGCAGCCUUCUCCUACAUGAUGGUGUGGAUGGUCACAAUCAUUGGUUACACCCUGGGGAUUCCUGAUGUCAUCAUGGGGAUCACCUUCCUGGCUGCCGGGACCAGCGUGCCUGACUGCAUGGCCAGCCUCAUUGUGGCCAGACAAGGGAUGGGAGACAUGGCCGUGUCCAACUCCAUUGGGAGCAACGUGUUUGACAUUCUGAUUGGCCUCGGUCUCCCCUGGGCUCUACAGACCCUGGCUGUGGAUUACGGAUCCUACAUCCGGCUGAAUAGCAGGGGGCUGAUCUACUCUGUGGGCUUGCUCCUGGCCUCUGUUUUUGUCACGGUGUUCGGCGUCCACCUGAACAAGUGGCAGCUGGACAAGAAGCUGGGCUGUGGGUGCCUCCUCCUGUAUGGCGUGUUCCUGUGCUUCUCCAUCAUGACUGAGUUCAACGUGUUCACCUUCGUGAACCUGCCCAUGUGCGGGGACCACUGAGCCGCUGGGUGCCCGCAGAGGCUCAGCUCCUUCUUUUCUGUGCAAUACGAGACCUGGCCGCACCCCAAGUCACACAGGACCCUGGGGCCACGGCGUUCGUCUCUCCUGUGCUGUCCUCAGGCCUCCACUCCUGUUUUGGUGGCCCAGGCUCUCCCCUACCCCAUCGUCACUUCCCCAAUCCUAGGGUCAUGCCCACCCACCCUUUCCUGCCUCCUCCGUGUGAAGACAUCCAACAUCCACGUGACUUUUCCAGCUCCAUUUUGGAACAGCGACUGAGAUUCUAGAAAAACUGGCUGCUAACUGGCCCGAGCCAGGCAACACUGAUUCCAAUCCCUCCUCCUUUUUUAAGUUAUUUGAUGGAAGACUCACCUAAUUUGUGACCUGAGACUGUUGAAGAAAUAGAGAAGAGAGGGCCCGUUAAUUACAGAGUGUUUGGGAUUUUGUUUGGUUUGGAGAUGAUGCCUAGGUUACUGGAUUUGGGGGGAUUGUUUUCUUUUGGGGGCCUUCCCUUUUUACUCCUUUUCUUCCAGAGAUCAAGAACUUCUCUUGCAUCUUCUUCCACUGGGCUCCGGAUUAAUCAAUGACCCAAAGGUUGCACCUGCCGUGUUGUCUGGGCCUGCGUCCCAGACGUGUUGGAGUAUGCGUGGAUGUAGAGCUUUUUAGAGGAGCCACUGGGCAAGGCCACCGAGAACAAUGCAUGACAUUUUAUAGCCAAGGACGUCUCGCUCAUGUCUUAUGGGCGUCCCCUGGGGUUGGGGGGCACAAGGUUUUGGAGGAAGAAGACAACUUCCCUCAUGUCCAUCAUCACCAUCUCUUUCUCACUAGGUUCUUUCUAGUUUUCAAGCAAUAGUUCUAGCCUGCCUUGGACAAGGGGGCCCCAGUUAAACUACCCAUCCAUGAGGUGCCAGGCAGUCAACAACAGAAGCUUCCCCGACUUGUGAGUCCCUGAGAUGCGCUCUUGUUGUUUGGCAUUUGGGGUGACAGGGAGUGACCCAGAGGCCACCACUGCUUUUCAUGCAGGAGUUACAGACACUGGUUUCUUGGAAAAUGGAGAGAAGCGCACUUUGCACAGACGUCGUCAAUUAAGUCCCAGUUUGCCACUUGGUAUUGAGUACACUGGACCCUGACCGCUGGCUCUUGGGCAAACGUCCUUCCUCACGGGGCGCCUCCGCCAAGCCGGCCCAGCUGCACCCCUCCCUUCCUGGAGGGAUGGCCAGGGAAGAAGAAAACAGAGAACUGACACCUUUGAAACCACAGAAUGUGUUACAUGCAGACUCGCUCAAGGGCGUAAGUUAUUGUGAACGUUUUUGCCAAUCACCGCUCAACAGCCCUGCUAGAUUUUGUAUGAUGCUGAAUUAUUACGCAGACUAAUUCCACCCAGUCAAGACACACCCAUGCUUGUUCACUUGUAUUUAUUGAAACUGUGGAUUCUUGCCCGUGCUGUCCCUUGUAUUUACUUUAAGCACUGAUCACUUAUCAUUCAUUCGGUAUGGUUUUCCCUGUCCCUUGUACACAUUCUGGUAUGAAUUUGUAAAAAAUAACCUGCUACAAAUUGGUUGAAUGUUUCUGUCUAUGAUGCGAGCCAGCAUUAACGAACGGGGCAUGUGCCCAACUGAGGAACAGGAGAAGAAAUCACCAAUUUGGGCUCUCAGAGCUAAGACACACUUAUUGAUUCUGUUGCACAUUUUGCACUGGUUUAUGGCGAUUGUUUUCUUGGACGGAUAGUGUAAAAUAAACUUCUCUGUUCUCUAUC
Molecule: messenger RNA, 3540 nt
Organism: Mandrillus leucophaeus (drill)
Lineage: Eukaryota; Metazoa; Chordata; Mammalia; Primates; Cercopithecidae
Gene: SLC24A3
Product: solute carrier family 24 (sodium/potassium/calcium exchanger), member 3
Exons: 16
Coding region: 6-1787 (593 amino acids)
Biological process (GO): intracellular calcium ion homeostasis; calcium ion transmembrane transport
Cellular component (GO): membrane
Molecular function (GO): calcium channel activity; calcium, potassium:sodium antiporter activity
Source: RefSeq, a predicted model, not a curated record